This is a messenger RNA of Cordyceps militaris CM01, 1017 nucleotides long. RefSeq lists its product as uncharacterized. Gene Ontology annotation, molecular function: phospholipid binding. Gene Ontology annotation, cellular component: fungal-type vacuole membrane. Bases 1 to 1017 code for a protein of 338 amino acids. Gene Ontology annotation, biological process: vacuole fusion, non-autophagic. The record is from RefSeq and is a predicted model, not a curated record. Lineage: Eukaryota; Fungi; Ascomycota; Sordariomycetes; Hypocreales; Cordycipitaceae. The transcript has a single exon.
AUGGCCGCCUCGGGCCUGCACCACCUCGUCGCCAACCACCAGCAGAUCCUGUCCGAGACGGUGUACCGCUCCUUUGAGGUGCCGCUGCUGCAUGACCUCGACAAGUGGCGCUCCGUCAUCGACGACGAGGAGGCCACCUACCAGCACCGCAUCACGGCGCAGGCCCGCGAGGUCCGCCGCCUGGAAAAGGACGGGCUCAAGCUGCACCGCCAGAAGCGCCGCGACGUGGCGCGCUUCCGCGCGCACCUCGUCGAGCUCACCGGCAAGCUCGACGGCAUGUCGACGCUGCACGCCGACCACGCCCGCACCAUGCUGCGCGAGAGCCAGGACACGAGCGCCCGCAUCGUCGACGCCAGCUGCAGCCUCGUCCGCGCCGAGGUGGACAUUUUCGAGAGCCUGGCCAAGAAGGGGUGGACCGGCGGCGGCCUGGAGGACCUGCUGGAAAAGGGCCAGGACCUCUUUGCCACGGACACGGACACGGGCCACCACGGCGGCGGCAUCCUCGGCGGAGGCACCGGCUCCGGCGACGGCGUCAAACUGUUUUCGAUCCUACCCCCCAAGAGCAUCCUGCCUGAUGCCGUCUCGGACUCGUCGCGCGGCGGCCACGCUAGAAGCGACAGCCUCCUCACCGACCCCGACCGGUACCAGUCCCUGACGGCGCUGGCCUCGGACAACCGCCCGCCCGCCGACGUUGAAGCUGUGGCGGCACCGGCCGACUUCAACAAGCCGCGCAAUGCGCGGCCCUUUUCGCCGCAGCCCAUCCGACGCACGCCGAUGGAGAUUACGGAAGACUCGCUCGGCGCGUUUGGCAACGGCUACAUGCAACAGCAGGAGGCUGGCGAAGACGACCGCCCCGAGGAGAACAGCAACGCGGCUGGGACGUCUAAAGAGGAGGAUGAGGAAGAGGGACAUGAGAGCGACGACCGCGGGAGGCGAUCGCGAUCGCACACGCCAGAACCGAGAGAUGACAUACCAACGUAUGACGGCUCCCCUGGAGGGGGAUGGGGCUCUUCUUGA